Messenger RNA from Trichechus manatus latirostris (Florida manatee), 318 nucleotides. RefSeq names its product cytokine-dependent hematopoietic cell linker-like. The transcript is spliced from 7 exons. NCBI's taxonomy places the organism in Eukaryota, Metazoa, Chordata, Mammalia, Sirenia, Trichechidae. The record is from RefSeq and is a predicted model, not a curated record. The coding region runs from base 1 to 318 and encodes 105 amino acids.
AUGGCAGCCAACAACAACGUUGACUGCCAACCAUACAAGUUAAUUGUUCCACGCUGUCUUUUACAGGAGGACAAACUCAUUUCCAAGGACACUAGAAGCCAACAUACUAAAGGAGACAAACUCAUAAAAGGAACCAAGACUCCUUUACCACCACCUCGGCUUCCCAUCGCUCUACCGAAGAAGUACCAGCCCUUGCCCCCUGAGCCGGAGAGCAGCAGGUCACUUUUUCCUCAGAGACACACCUUUCCUGAAGCCUGGAGAGGGCCCAAAAAGAUGAACUUAAAGGACUUAAGUGAGAAAAUACAAAGAUAUCUCUGA